Dioszegia hungarica is the source of this 1629-nucleotide messenger RNA. RefSeq names its product triacylglycerol lipase. The record is from RefSeq and is a predicted model, not a curated record. The transcript has 10 exons. The coding region runs from base 1 to 1629 and encodes 542 amino acids. NCBI's taxonomy places the organism in Eukaryota, Fungi, Basidiomycota, Tremellomycetes, Tremellales, Bulleribasidiaceae.
AUGCUCUCCCUACUUUACGCCAUCCUGACCUUGCCGCUCAUCGCGGCUCUGCCUAAUGAUCACCCUCUCCAGAUCCGCAACAACGGCGGUCUAACCGUAUACACCAAGGCCGGCUCCCUCAUCGGCACCUUACUCCCUACCUUUGGGCAAGAGUUCUUUGGGGGCAUCAGGUACGCGGCGAUCCCGAAGCGCUUUGAGCCGCCCAAGCCAGCCACAGCGUGGAACGGAACCUUUGAUGCAACCAACUUCACCGCGGCUUGCUGGGGUCAAGGCAACCGCGCUUUCAACCAGAGCGAGGAUUGUCUCUCCCUCAACAUCAUCCGCCCCGCCGGUACCAGCCAAUACUCGAACCUCCCGGUACUCCUCUGGGCGCACGGCGGCGGGUUCUGGGGCGGGUCUGGCAUUGAUCAGCAGGCGAACGGGAGCUAUCUCGUACAGAGCUCUGUCGAAGCUGGCCAGCCGAUCAUCUUCAUCUCCAUCAACUACCGUCUCCUCUCGCUUGGCUUCCCGUCCGGUCCAGAGGCUCAUAAGGCCGGUAUCGAGAACCUCGGCCUGCUCGACCAGCGUGCUGCGCUGCAGUGGGUCCAAGAGAACAUUGCCGACUUUGGGGGAGACAAGUCCCGAGUCACCUUUCAGGGCGAGAGUGCUGGCGGCACCAGUAUCGUUCAGCAUCUCGUCGCUUACGGCGGUCGCGAUGACAAGCUCUUCAGUGCUGCGAUCAUCGAGUCUGGUUCGUUUUACAAUCUCUCCUGCGCUCACGACAUCAAUGCCAUCCACGACAAGAACUACGCCAAACUUUUGAACGAGACCGGCUGUGCCAACCUCGACUGCCUCCGCACCCUCGACAUCGGCAAGCUGUACAAUGCCUCGCUCAAGUACUACGACCAGUUCCUUCCUUCCAUUGACGGCAAGAUGUUCACCAAGCACCCGGCGGAAUCCUGGAGUGAGGGCAAUUUCAUCAAGAUGCCGCUCCUCAUGGGUACCAACCAGGACGAGGGAAGUAUCCUCAGCGUCCUCGGUCGCAACAACGACACCGCUCUCAUCUCUGGUAUCACCUCUCAGAACGGCACGUCGUACACUAUGCGGAACUCCACUUUCCCUGCCCUGCUCGCUGCGUACCCCAACGACCCCGCUCAAGGUGUGCCGCUGGGUACGGGUCGGGGACUCUUGGCUUCUGGCACAAUGGACAAGAGGAGUAAUGUCAUGUUCGGCGAUGCUAUCGAAGACUCGCCCAGACGCUGGAUCACUGGUCUCAUGGCUGCUACCGGCCAGCCCACUUAUGCCUAUCUCUUCCGCCAAGUCCCGUACAUGACCCCAAUCUCGAUCGGGUCGACUCACGCGGUCGAGGUCUCGUACGUCUUUGGCGAUCCUACCAAAACCAAGUUCGACCCCUCCGGCGCAGACGAGACCCUCUCCAAGGUUAUGCGGAACGCCUGGACCGCCUUUGCCGCCAAUCACAAUCCCAACCGGAAUGGCGUUCCUUACUGGCCCGACUACCGGUCCGACAUGAGCUUCAUGUCGCUCGCAAUCAAUGCGUCGGUCGCUCAGCCGGACACGUACCGGCAGGAGGGGAUCGAUAUUUGGAUCCAGGAACGUAUUGUCGGUUGUUCGGGUUUGAGUAACCCUUGA